AUGACUAAUGUGUCUUGUCCUCUCCUGUCUAUGUGGGCCACAGUGAGGGGACAGACUGACCCGCCUUCAGUCCCCAUUUGCCAGCUUUAUCCCAGCGGAGACUUCCCCAGAGGAGAGGAGUGUGACUACCCGCCCUCCAAAGACGGGCGCAGUGCAGCCUGGAGGACGUCCAGCGAGGAGAAGCGAGCUCUGGACUCGGCCAAUGAGGAGAUGUGGAGCGACUUCAGGCAGGCGGCGGAGGCCCACCGCCAGGUGCGCUCCUACGUGAGGAGCUGGAUCCAACCGGGCAUGACUAUGAUUGACAUCUGUGAGAAACUUGAGGCCUGCUCCAGGAGGCUCAUUCAGGACAACGGACUGAAGGCGGGCUUGGCCUUCCCCACCGGCUGCUCCAUCAACCACUGCGCCGCCCACUACACCCCCAACGCCGGGGACCCCACGGUGCUACGCUACGACGACGUCUGCAAAAUAGACUUUGGAACGCACGUGAACGGUCGAAUAAUAGAUUGUGCCUUCACCGUCACAUUCAACCCCAAAUAUGACAGACUGCUGGAGGCUGUCAGGGAUGCAACGGACUCUGGGAUUAAGCGAGGGAACACUGUAUUACAUUUUUUCCUCCAAAUAUGUAACAAAACGGAGACGAUUGAUGUCGUUUUAUUUACAACGCAUGCAUCAUGUGUGCUCCAGUUUGCAGGCAUCGACGUGCGCCUGUGUGACGUUGGCGAGACCAUCCAAGAGGUCAUGGAGUCUUACGAGGUGGAGAUAAAUGGCAAGACGUAUCAAGUGAAGCCAAUCAGGAACCUCAAUGGCCACUCUAUUGGACAAUACAGGAUACACUCAGGGAAGACGGUGCCUAUCGUGAAAGGAGGAGAGGCUACACGGAUGGAGGAAGGCGAAACCUACGCCAUCGAGACUUUCGGCAGCACAGGACGCGGCGCCGUCCACGACGACAUGGAGUGCUCGCACUACAUGAAAAACUUCAACGUCGGACACGUGCCAAUAAGACUUCCGAGGGCCAAGCACCUUCUGAACGUGAUCAACGAGAACUUCGGCACCUUGGCGUUCUGCCGCCGCUGGCUGGACCGGCUGGGCGAGAGCAAGUACCUGUUGGCGCUGAAGAACCUGUGCGACCUGGGUAUCGUGGACCCCUACCCGCCGCUGUGUGACAUCAAGGGCAGCUACACGGCCCAGUACGAACACACCAUCCUCCUCAGGCCCACCUGCAAGGAGGUGGUCAGUCGGGGAGACGACUAUUAGCUCACACGUGUCCACGGGGCUUAAAGACUACAGUCUAACAGGACUUCUUGGAAUACAGUGUGCAAAAUGUCAGGAAUUCCUACAGAGGGACCUAAAUGUUCCUAAAAAUGUUAAUAUGUUGCAGAACACAUAUAGAGCAUGUAUUUCAUCUAUCAAAUUUAACUUAA
This is a messenger RNA of Nerophis lumbriciformis (worm pipefish), 1421 nucleotides long. The record is from RefSeq and is a predicted model, not a curated record. NCBI's taxonomy places the organism in Eukaryota, Metazoa, Chordata, Actinopteri, Syngnathiformes, Syngnathidae.